Anarrhichthys ocellatus (wolf-eel) is the source of this 690-nucleotide messenger RNA. RefSeq names its product parvalbumin beta-like. The record is from RefSeq and is a predicted model, not a curated record. Bases 116 to 442 code for a protein of 108 amino acids. The transcript is spliced from 5 exons. Lineage: Eukaryota; Metazoa; Chordata; Actinopteri; Perciformes; Anarhichadidae. Gene Ontology annotation, cellular component: cytoplasm. Gene Ontology annotation, molecular function: calcium ion binding.
UGCAAAAGAGUGUUGGUGGCAAGCAGAGCAAGAGGAGCAGAGAUCUGUGCAUCAUAGGCUCAGAGAGUGCAAACCUCACCUUAAGCACACACCCCUCAGGCAGCUACAGAGGACCAUGGCAUUUGCAGGGCUACUGAGCGACGAGGACAUCAGGGCUGCGAUCCAGGCUUGUCAAGCUCCAGGCACAUUCGACUUCAAGUCGUUCUUUGCUCAAGUGGGACUGGCCAGCUCAUCCGAGGCGGAUAGAAACAAAGUCUUUGCGGUCCUGGACCAAGACAAGAGCGGAUAUAUUGAGGAGGAAGAGCUCAAGCUGUUCCUUCAGAAUUUCUCUCCGGGGGCGAGAGAGCUGACUGUGGCCGAGACCAAGGCUCUGAUGGCUGCAGGCGAUAAGGAUGGAGAUGGCAAGAUUGGGAUGGAAGAGUUCUGUGAUAUCCUGAAAUAAAGAGGAUGAACAUCUUUGACCACAGCUGUUUUUCCUGAUUUUAAGUUAACGGUUUUCGUAUGGAAAUCCUGAUUUUCCAGAUUGAUUGAUGCAAAGACCAGAAACCUGGGAUAUUCUCUACCUGCCUGCUGCUCUCCCUGUUUAUGUGUUACAAUAAAGAUGUUUGGUGGACAGACGGCUAAAGCUGGACGUUAUAGUGUGUGCGUGUGUUUAAUCAAUCAGGUACCUGGAAUGGGUUAAUAAAUGUA